CAGAUUUGCGUGUGUGAAGGGGAGACGAAUAACCGGUCUUGCAAUCUUCGUCAGGGCAUCUGUCAGGUGUCAGGACUGUGAGAGGUUAUUAGCGUUUGGCCAUUUGGUAGAGGGUUAAAGGGAGACGAUCCUCCUGGCGACGCCUGAGGUUUCUUUCCCCCUCUGACUCUGUUUAGGCCGCGACCGCGUUAGGCUCGCUGUUUAGGCUCAAGAUUGGAAGUCAGACGCCGCAAAAGGUCACCGCAACGGGCCCCAAUCCUGCAAAUCGGAGCAUUCGCCGCCCAAUCUGACCAAAAGAAGGACAAGGAGGAGACCGAUUGCGAUAGGUGUUGGCGGUUGCGCCUCGCGGGAUUUAAUUUCAGUCAAGGGUUGGCUUGCACGAUUUGCUCAUCAACUCGCCGGCGUCGUCAGCGGAGAGAAAAAGACCGGCCAGGGACGUACUCGAUUGAUACUCGAUACGUACACUUCCCGUCUUGCGUGAAGACAGGCGAAGACGUCGCCGUGCGGCGAACUCACGGUCGCGGACAGCGUGACCUUCUCUUGCGUAACAUAUUUUAGCAGCGCCGGAACCAUUCAAGUACUUUGCCACUCCGUCCCCGCCCCCAUCAGCCCCACACCCUCUCUGCCUCUCGCCCGUCGCAUUCGCUCAUCAUGAGUGACUACGAGCCGUACCUUGAGCUUCAUCACGAUGUCGAUCUUCUCGGAGGUUGGCCUCGCCAACAGUAUGCUAUCGCUUCAGCUGCUCCACCAAUUGUGGGAGCAGACCCUGUAUGGGUGUUUCCGGAGUACGUGUCUGUCGUCUUCGAAUCUGCGCAGACUCUCGACGAGCUCGUGGUAUCCGUACAAAACCUGGCGCAGGACUUAGAGGAGAAUCAGCUUCAUGCCGGUUCCGUUCGGACAUUCAAAGUCUUCGGAUGGUCAGAUAACUCGGGUUCUCAUAGCGAGAAGUAUGCCGAGAGCAUCAAAGCGCUAGACCACUCUCUCGCUCAAGUGAUCACACGGAUGUGGAGGCUUAAGUCGUUCUUCGUCGACCUCUCGAGGACAAGAACAUAUCAUCCUUUACCCUCCACCCUCGGCCAGGCUCUCUGCCUGCAACGUGUGCCAGAACUCCUUGUCCGCGGCGUCAUUCCCCCAUCUUUCAGUAAAUCGGAAACAUCGCACCUUCGCCCAAGCUCCUUUCAUUAUGCUCCAGGCUUCGAACGCAUCGACCUAGACAUCACGAGUACAGAUUGGUUCAGUUAUCUCGUCGAGGACCCCCGCAACAUUCGUUGGUUAUCGCUCCACAAAGCGGAUUGCACCCCGUUGGACCGUGCCACCGCCAUGGCCAUGAAUCAUCUAGCCCGAUACGGUCACAAUCUCGAAGUACUCGUCGUCUCCAGUCUCGUCCAGCUCUUCAACCUCGAUUGCUACAGCUCAUACUUCGAGAACGCAUUCCAACAAAGUUGGUUGCCCAAACUCCGUGCCGUGUCUUUCGAUCUGGUCACCACCCCACAUUCUCUCCAGCGACUUAUUCGCGGGUAUGCGUGGUCGAACAUCACUCAUAUGCGCCUGGUCGUCAAUCAGAACGGAACGUGGGUUCAAGACUUCGGACCUCGCUAUGUUCACCUCAUCGCUGAUCAGGCCCCUGACCUCGAAGAGCUCUGUUUGGAUCAAGUUGGGAUGGUGUUACCAGCGUCUUUACCUGGAGAUCUUAAGGAAUGGGGCGCCGCUUUUCGACGUUUUGAAAACCUCCGCUGUAUCGGCCUCGCUAGCAUGUUCGUCCUCGACUUCUCCGGUCCCUAUACCGGUCCCGACUGGGCCUCCGACUCGUCCGACUCCGACUCUUCGUUUGAUGGCUCACGUUCUCCUUCGCCCCUUCGCGAUGUCACGAUGAGGGACGACGGCGAUGUCUUUAAAUUCUCUCCGUCUCCCCAAACACACCGACUGUCCAACGUCAGCUCCGACGCAGAAGUCUCUAUGUCUACGUCCCCACCCACCUCGCCACGGCCUUCUUCCUCUUCAUCACUGUUCUCCGUAUCAUCUUCUGGUUCGUCGUCCGCCAUGUCAGACAUGGGCGGAAAUGUUAUCUCAGGCACAGUCUGGGUCGAAAACUUCCUCGACAAUUAUCUUCGUAUGCCGAGCCUACAAUGUCUGUUCCUUCUUGGUGUCAAGCCGCCCACAGACAGCUCUGAGGAAACACACUAUGCGAUAUGUGGCGCUGGGCUGGGGUACGAGCAGGUCGUGGAGAAGGUCGUGGAGGAGUGUGAGGGGCAUGGCGAACAGUGCCAAUUUCAGGGGCUUGUCCACGAUCAGGCAAUGAGGAGAGUUUGUGGAGGUUCGAAGACGAAGUGGUCUUUCAUUGUGAAGAAGGCGAUGAGAGACGGAUGGUGGUGGGAAGAUAUGGGGCGAUCGGGCAUUCUCUAGAUGCGGAUGACGCGAUGGUGGUGGUUGGCUUGAUGAUGAUAGGUAUGGUAUGCGGUGUUUGGCUCGUUGGAUCCGUGCUUGUCUGCUGCGAGAUGAAUCAGCUCAUGUGUAUAAUUCUAGUCUCACCUUCCUGUAUAUCUGUUUCUCUCUCCCCUGUCCGUGUCCGUGUUUUCUGUGCUCCCCGUCGCUUCUGAUUAAGUUAUGUUAUCUUCGUUCGUGUUCUUCAUUUGUUUGCGUGUCUAGUCUUGUCCUUGUCCUGCCGUGCUUUGUAAUCGUUUACACUUUCUCUCCCUUGUCUCCUUCCUGAUCACGAUAUCAUCAUACGCUAACGUUUGCCCUUCACGUACCCAGCCCACGAUCACCUUCCUUUCUUCUAUUUACACGAUCACACCUCGGUUCCUCUCGUGCUUCCAGUCGCUUCCCUUCUACCUUGCUCUAUUCCCGCCACUACUCUAUGGAACCUUCGUUUUGGAUCUGGAUUGGAUACUUAAAUCGAUACCACUUUCGUCUAGCCUACGGCCAUUGACCAUUGACAUGCCCUACGUGAUACGUUCUCUCUAUUCUCGCUAGCUCGCGUCCUCUAUUUCAC
Stereum hirsutum FP-91666 SS1 is the source of this 2992-nucleotide messenger RNA. RefSeq lists its product as uncharacterized. The coding region runs from base 652 to 2403 and encodes 583 amino acids. Lineage: Eukaryota; Fungi; Basidiomycota; Agaricomycetes; Russulales; Stereaceae. The transcript has 6 exons. The record is from RefSeq and is a predicted model, not a curated record.